Messenger RNA from Paramecium tetraurelia, 642 nucleotides. RefSeq lists its product as uncharacterized. The transcript is spliced from 3 exons. The record is from RefSeq and is a predicted model, not a curated record. Lineage: Eukaryota; Ciliophora; Oligohymenophorea; Peniculida; Parameciidae.
AUGAACAUCUACCCUAUCCGAUAUACACCAUAUUUGAAUAAUUCGAGAAGAAGACAAAGAGUGAUUGACCCUAAUAGAGCGAAGAGUUCUCAAGGAAUGAGAUUGAAUUCUUCUAGUCAAUAGAGAUGUUCCACAUAACAAAGUCCUAACAGAACACCUAGUUAAGGCGAAUUGCAGCAAUUAGAAUUUUAACAACAGGCUGGGCCAAUUGCACAGAAUUACUAAUAAUUGUUUCUGUCAACUUAGAUCAAGAGAAGUCCUUCGUUUCGAUUGAAGAAUUAUCAUGCGGCUGAAAUAACAUCGAGUGCACAAUCAACUUCUUAAUAAAAGAGAUAAAAUGCAGUUGUAAGUGGAAAGUAAGGAAUUGUAUUAGAUAUUAGCAAAAGCAAGGAGGAUAGAAUAAAUAGAAUAAAUUUCUUAGGUGACUUAUUACAAUAAAUGGAGUAAAAUGGAUAAUAAACAAAGCAAUCCUUGUCAACAGAAAUGACCACAGUUCCUAAACCGAAAUUUGAAAUUCUGAAUACAAGAACAUUAACUGAAUAUGAAUAAAACAUAGAAGAAUUGCAUUUCUACCUUGUAGACUCCUAAUAAAGAACAAAGCAAUAUGCCUAAGUCAUUGAAAAGCAAAAAAUAAAUAAUUGA